AAGCGCUGCCGCGCCCGCCGGAAAAGCUCCCGCGCCCAGGCCCGUCCGCGCCGCCCGCCGCCCCGCCGCGCCAUGACGGACCGCUACACCAUCCACAGCCAGCUGGAGCACCUGCAGUCCAAGUACAUCGGCACGGGGCACGCCGACACCACCAAGUGGGAGUGGCUGGGGGACCAGCACCGCGACUCGUACUGCUCCUACAUGGGCCACUUCGACCUGCUCAACUACUUCGCCAUCGCCGAGAACGAGAGCAAGGCGCGCGUCCGCUUCAACCUGAUGGAGAAGAUGCUGCAGCCCUGCGGGCCGCCCGCCGACAAGCCCGACGAGUCGUGACCCUCCGUCCCCUGCUGCCGGCCCUCUCUCCUGCGUGGUUCCCGCCGAGGACUGACCGGGAGAAGCCUCGCAACAUGCUUGCUUCUGGACUCUGACUGUGCAGUCGUUCGCCUUUUUUUCAAGCGGAAUAUAAUAAAGCUUCCUGGGCAUUCCUAA
Molecule: messenger RNA, 489 nt
Organism: Ficedula albicollis (Collared flycatcher)
Lineage: Eukaryota; Metazoa; Chordata; Aves; Passeriformes; Muscicapidae
Gene: SF3B5
Product: splicing factor 3b subunit 5
Exons: 1
Coding region: 73-333 (86 amino acids)
Biological process (GO): mRNA splicing, via spliceosome
Cellular component (GO): U2 snRNP; precatalytic spliceosome
Source: RefSeq, a predicted model, not a curated record